AUGAAAACGAUUUUGUUUUGGGAUGCAGAUCAACAGCCACAGUCUACUUUCUUUGUGCGUAUACUCAAGGAAAAGGUCCAAGAAAGCAAACAAGAACAAGAAGAAUGUCCUUCCACGCGUGGAUAUGUCGAUGAUGAAUAUGACAAGGAAGCCGAUCAACGACUUUCGAGAAAGAUCAGCUGGGCCUUGUUUCCUAUUCUGAUGGGCGUAACCGUCAUUCAGUUUAUUGACAAGUUCGCAUUAAACUACUCUGCCGUUCUUGGACUCUACGAAGAUGUCGAUUUAACUGGCACUCAGUUCAGUCUAUCGAGUGCUAUCUUUUUUAUUGGACUUAUGGUGGUUCAAAUUCCCAAUAUAUACUUAUUCCAAAGACUUCCCAUUGCCAAAUAUUUUGGGACGUUCACUGUUUUCUGGGGCAUCUCCGUAGGGUGUACAGCUCUAGUAACUGAUUAUCCUCAGUUGUUAGCUUUGCGGUUCUUGAUUGGAUUCUUUGAAAGCACCAGCUUAUGCAGUGGCUAUCUGCUCGUCUCUAUAUUUUAUCGCAGACACGAACAAGUAUUCUGGCUUGGCGUGCUGAUGGCCGCAAACUUUAUCGGCAUGUCCACCUCUGGUUUAUUCGGAUACGCCAUUGGCUACAUGGACGGUCUCGCGGGCAUGCGUGCGUGGAAAUGGCUCAUGAUCAUCUGGGGCAGUAUCACUGUCCUGUUCGGCAUCUUGCUAUUUGUGUUUCUACCAGAUACACCUUAUUCACGCUGGUUCCGACUUUCUGAACAAGAAAAAAAACUGAUGGAUGCACGCCUAUUAGAGAACGGUACGGUCGUCACCCAUCGUAUCAACCUUGAUCAUAUCAAAGAAUCCUUGCGUGAUCCUCGUUAUUACUGCUACAUCCUUAUUACAAUGUUAUUUGUCUUGCAAGUGGCCUGUUCAACUACGUUCAGUUCGCAGAUGAUCCAUAGCAUGGGGUUCUCGCAAUUAAAUUCCGUUCUGUUGAAUGUUCCAAUCGGUGUCGCGACAAUUCUGCUUAUCUACCUUGCCAUAUUCCUCAAUCGCUAUUUCCAACAAUUCUGCUUCGUCAUUAUCAUCAUGCUAGCUAUCACCAUGACGGGUUUGAUACUAAUGUGCGUUGUGCCGCUGGGUCCAGCCCAAAUGGCUGGUAUUAUUCUCAGUAAUCCUGCCCCGUGUUCCGUUGUCAUUGAAGCAUGCAUCCUCAACAAUAUCUCCGGAUUUACCAAACGGACGUUUUUCAUGACCUCGUUCCUUAUUGCGUAUUCGAUGGGGAAUUUUAUUGGACCUAUUAUGCUGUUGGCCAGAGAAGCGCCAAGAUACUAUUCUGGAUUGAUUGGAUACCUUGUUGCAGACCUGAUUGUUUGUGGAUUGCUUUUGGUUGUUCGGUAUCUAAACAAGCGCGAGAAUAAAAGGCGUGAUACGUUGCAAGAUCAAGGGCAAAUGCCUCCAAAAACCGAGAACCGUCAAGAGUUGGAUUGGACGGAUGGAAUGGAUUUACAUUUCCGUUAUCGGUUGUAG
Zychaea mexicana is the source of this 1524-nucleotide messenger RNA. Its product is annotated as major facilitator superfamily domain-containing protein. The coding region runs from base 1 to 1524 and encodes 507 amino acids. Gene Ontology annotation, cellular component: membrane. Lineage: Eukaryota; Fungi; Mucoromycota; Mucoromycetes; Mucorales; Lichtheimiaceae. The transcript is spliced from 6 exons. The record is from RefSeq and is a predicted model, not a curated record. Gene Ontology annotation, biological process: transmembrane transport. Gene Ontology annotation, molecular function: transmembrane transporter activity.